Messenger RNA from Plasmodium gallinaceum, 651 nucleotides. RefSeq names its product ras-related protein Rab-11A, putative. Gene Ontology annotation, cellular component: endosome. The record is from RefSeq and is a predicted model, not a curated record. The transcript is spliced from 5 exons. Bases 1 to 651 code for a protein of 216 amino acids. NCBI's taxonomy places the organism in Eukaryota, Apicomplexa, Aconoidasida, Haemosporida, Plasmodiidae. Gene Ontology annotation, molecular function: GTPase activity; GTP binding.
AUGGCAAUGAAAGAGGAUUAUUAUGAUUAUUUGUUUAAAAUUGUACUUAUAGGAGACUCAGGAGUAGGUAAAUCAAACUUAUUAUCUAGAUUUACAAGAGAUGAAUUUAAUUUGGAAAGUAAAAGUACAAUAGGUGUAGAAUUUGCUACUAAAAGUAUUCAAUUAAAAAAUAAUAAAAUUAUAAAGGCACAAAUAUGGGAUACGGCUGGACAGGAAAGGUAUCGAGCGAUUACUUCUGCAUAUUAUCGAGGGGCAGUAGGUGCAUUAUUAGUUUAUGAUAUAACAAAAAAAAAUUCUUUUGAAAAUAUUGAGAAAUGGCUAAAAGAAUUAAGAGAUAAUGCAGAUACCAACAUUGUUAUUUUAUUAGUUGGUAAUAAAAGUGAUUUAAAACAUUUACGUGUUAUAAAUGAUAAUGAUGCAACUCAGUUUGCUAAAAAAGAAAAGUUAGCCUUUAUUGAAACUUCAGCUCUUGAAUCUACUAAUGUAGAAUUAGCUUUUCACCAAUUAUUAAAUGAAAUUUAUAAUGUUAGACAAAAAAAACAAGCUACAACAAAAGAAGACAAUUUAUCUAUACAACCUAGAGGAAAAAAAAUAAACGUUGAUGAUGAUAAUGAUCAAAAUGAUACAAAAAAAAAAUCGAAAUGUUGUUGA